ACUACAGUCAUAGGGUAAAGAAUCCAUUUUAGACAAAAGUGCUCAGCUAACAAUGACAUACCUCUCCACCAAGGUACGUAAUGUACUAAUUUGUUCCAGUGAAAAUAAGCAAUCCUAAGAUGACCCCACUAACUGGUGAGGAGGCCGUGGUGGUCCCUGCUGCUUGCAGCGGCGGGGCGGCGGUCAGUAGCGCGGGCGGCUAUGUGAUGGCGGGUUGUUCCCCCGGGGGCAGUUCCGGCAGCGGCACUACGGCGGCCGCGGCGGCAGCUGGGGGCGGCAUUUUCCAGCACAUGAACAUGGCGCAGUAUCUGACCCCGCCUCCCAAUCCACGUGCGCACUUUGCCUCACAUCCGGGGCUGGGCAGCAGUUUGGCCAGCAUCUCCAUGCCGGGCCUGUCGCGAUUCGGACUUGGGCAUCCGCUGGAGCAGGUGGCUUUUCCGCAAGGUAUAAACCCCAGAAAACAGCGGCGAGAGAGGACCACUUUCACCAGAACACAGUUGGAACUUUUAGAAGCACUGUUUGCGAAGACGCGAUAUCCGGAUAUCUUCAUGAGGGAAGAUGUCGCCGGAAAAAUCCACCUCCCUGAAUCCAGAGUACAGGUGUGGUUUAAGAACAGGCGUGCUAAGUGCCGUCAGCAAAUACAGCAGCAGCAGAAUAAACCUGAUUCUAAGUCGUGUUCUGCUGGUCUAAAGCCGAAACCUGGCAAAAGAUCUCCGGUGUCGGUACCAACUACGUCCAACGCUGCAGUUGCGCCUCCUGUAAAUAUUCCUACGCCUUCCACAUCAGCCUCACCGCCUAUGGUCAACGUGAAGAAGGAGCAGUCACCCCAACUACAGAGCUACAGGAACAACGGCAACCUCACCCCUCUUGGAAGCAGCACUUCAAGCGUUAUGACCACCCCGUCACCACCCAUGACACCUGUCAGUAACCCAGCGCUGAGCUACCAACAUGACGGGUAUAACUCCAUCAACUACAACCUUCACUCGAAUGGUCACAACUCCUCACCCCACCAUUACUAUGGCCAGAACUACAACCACGCGUACUACAGCCAGAUGGAGUACUUCAACCAGCAAAGCACCCAGAACCAGAUGCAGGUGGGCAACCACGUGGGCGGCUCUUACCAAAUGGGUGGCUCAUACCAAAUGGGCGGCGCAUACCCAGUGGGCGGAUACGCCAUGUCCGCUGCUGCUUCCCAUCACCAGAACUUCAGCCCCAGGCAUCCAGCUGACUGUAGUUUAGACUACAUGAACCAGAUGGUAUAAAGUACAAAAUUAAAGAAUAAGGUUAUUUAUGGUAUUGUGUCAUCCGCUUCGAGUUUUACAAGGAACUAUUUUAGAACCGUUCCGAUCCUCUCUGCGGCCGUUGCGGAUGUGAGAACUCUGGACCAGAACUUCACUGCUCAUUAUCAGGAUGGUUUAGGGAUAGUUGUUUGUAGAACUAACCCAAAUUUUAAUAUUUUGAUUUACAGUGCGCGUUGGAACAGAAAGGUGGUAUAGUUUUCGAAAUGUUAUAUAAGGAUAUCAUUCUUCAAUAAUAAGAAAAGAAAAAUUGAGAACGAUUUUGGAGUAUUGCGAAAUAGAGAAUUUUCUGCAAAAAAAGCCAAUUGCAUUUUUAGCAGAAUAUGGACUAUUAUUCGUUAGAAUUCAAAAUUGCUCAUAUAGGUUCAUAUUAGACUUUCUUUUUGAAUCCAAUGUGCAAUGUAAAUACGCGCUUGACUUAAAUUUGUAUAUUUUUAGCAUUUAAUUUCUAAUACCAUUUGUAGAUUUUUCAACUAAAAAAACAAAAAACAAAAAACAAACAAAAACACAAAAAACAAAAAAUUCUUUAGUUAGUUUAUAAGUAUCUGCAAUUCGAAGCUCGUCACAACUCUUUAUGAAAUGAAGUCAUUCGGCUUUUCCAAAUAGAACCUCACAUAUAAAGCCAAAUUACCACAUCUGACAGUUAGCCAUGUAUACCUUCUGAAAAAUCCGACUUGAAUUAUCUUUAAGGGUUCGGUUCGGACAACUGACAGUGCAUGUCGUUUUGAAAUGGUCUUGCGCAUCUGGAGUUCGGAACUAUUUUUAGUUUAUAAACAACUGCAGUUCGAAGCUGAUGAGCUGCAACAUUCACAACACUUCAGCUGGCCUUGAAUUUAAUAUAAAGUUUAAAAUGGUUUCAGACGAAGUCGGCUUUUGCAAAUAUUCCACCAUCCAUAUGAAGGUUUAAUUUCAAUUGACACUGAACUGGCCUUAAGAAUCAGGAAUCACCAAAUCGGACAGUUAGCCAUGUAUAGCUUCAGAAAAAUACUACCUGAAUAAUCUUGAAGGGUUCUAUUCGGACAACUACCAAUGCACUUCGUUUUGAAAUGACCUUGAAAAUCUAUUUUUAGUUUAUAAGCAUUUGCAAUUCGAAGCUGAUGAGCUGUAAUCUUCACAAUUCUUUAGCUGACCUUGAAUUUAACCUAAGCUUUAAGAUUGUUCCAAAUGAAGUCGGCUUUUUCAAAUAGAACCUCACAUAUUCCAUCAUCGAUAUGAAAGUUCAAUUUUAAUUGACAUCGAAUUGGCAUUGAAACACGUGAAAGCCAAAUCACUACAUGUGUAGCUCCAGACAAGCCGCCCUACCUAAAUUAUCUUGAAGGGUUCUAUUCGAACAACUAACAAUGCACUUCGUUUUGAAACCUGAACAUAUGUAAAUAAAAUUAUUAUUAGUUUAUAAGUACCUGCAAUUUGAAGCUGAUGAGCUGCAAUCUUCACAACUCUUCAGCUGACCUUGAACAAAACUCAAGUUUCAAAAUUGUUUCAAAUGAAAUCGGGUUUUUCAAAUAGAACCUCAAAUAUUCCACCAUGCACAUGAAGGUUUAAUUUCAAUGGACAUCUAAAUGGCCUUGAGUCAGAUGAAAGAUAAAUCACCACAUCUGACAGUUAGCCACUUAUAGUUUCAUGAAAAUCCAAACUGACUUGUCUGGAAGGGUUCUGUUCGGACAACUACCACUGCGCUUCGUUUUGAAAUGACCUAGAGAAUCUAUUUUUAGUUUAUAAGCACUUGCAAUUCGAAGCUGAUGAGCUGCAAUCUGUAGCUGACCUUGAACAAAACUCAAGUUUCAAAAUUGUUUCAAAUGAAAUCGGGUUUUUCAAAUAGAACCUCAAAUAUUCCACCAUGCACAUGAAGGUUUAAUUUCAAUGGACAUCUAAAUGGCCUUGAGUCAGAUGAAAGAUAAAUCACCACAUCUGACAGUUAGCCACUUAUAGUUUCAUGAAAAUCCAACCUGAUUUGUCUGGAAGGGUUCUGUUCG
This is a messenger RNA of Acanthoscelides obtectus, 3271 nucleotides long. Lineage: Eukaryota; Metazoa; Arthropoda; Insecta; Coleoptera; Chrysomelidae. The record is from the annotation of a GenBank genome assembly.